AUGCUUCCGCCACAUCUCGGAUUCCUCAUCCACGUGGUCAUCGAAGUCCCAGCAUGCCUCUCGUUCGCCCUGUUCCCCUCCCGCCAGCUGGGAAUGCACACGCCCCAUGCACAUGCUGUUAUCCGGCAAUAUGCCGCCCUUAUACUGGCCUCGGUCCUGGUGGCAAUGGUAUUCGCCAACCGGCCACCAGAUGAUACUGCUGGCAAGGUCGCGGCAGCACUGGCAGUCUAUCAUGUCGCCCCUUCCAUACGGUCUGCAAACAGAUUGGCCCGACAGGCACGGUUUCGAAAACCAAUCAUCGUUUCUGAGGCAUUUCUUUACCUGGUUGUACAUGUCAUAUGCUUUGCUGCGCUACUCUGUGACGCCUGGAGCGCCCUGUACAUGGAAAGUCACCCUUAG
This is a messenger RNA of Cladophialophora bantiana CBS 173.52, 399 nucleotides long. RefSeq lists its product as uncharacterized. NCBI's taxonomy places the organism in Eukaryota, Fungi, Ascomycota, Eurotiomycetes, Chaetothyriales, Herpotrichiellaceae. The record is from RefSeq and is a predicted model, not a curated record. Bases 1 to 399 code for a protein of 132 amino acids. The transcript has a single exon.